GGUCCGCCUCUUAAGGUUAAACUUCAAAGUCCGGGCUGCAGGUGGAUGAUCUUGGAGACAAUGAAGCUGAUGAGCAGAGACCUGCGACUGGACCGCGCGCUUUCGCUUGGAGUCCUGGCGCUGGUUCUCUGGAGCGUCCGUAGGGCCAGGGCCCUGGACAAUGGCCUGGCGGUGACCCCUACCAUGGGCUGGCUGCACUGGGAGCGCUUCUUGUGCAACGUUGACUGCCAGGAAGAGCCGGAUUCCUGUAUCAGUGAGCAACUCUUCAUGCAAAUGGCAGACCUCAUGGUAUCUGAUGGCUGGAAGGAUGCAGGUUACGAGUACCUCUGCAUUGAUGACUGUUGGAUGGCUCCCAAACGAGAUUCAAAAGGCAGACUUCAGGCUGAUCCUAAGCGCUUUCCUGGUGGGAUCCGUCGCCUGGCUAAUUAUGUCCAUAGCAAAGGACUGAAACUAGGGCUUUAUGGAGAUGUAGGAAACCACACCUGCGCAGGCUUCCCUGGGAGUUUUGGAUACUAUGACAUUGAUGCCAAGACCUUUGCUGACUGGGGAGUAGAUCUACUAAAAUUUGAUGGUUGUUACUGUGACAGUUUGAAACAUUUGGCAGAUGGUUAUAAAUACAUGUCCUUGGCCCUGAACAGGACUGGCAGAAGCAUUGUGUACUCCUGUGAGUGGCCACUUUAUAUGAUGCCCUUUCAGAAGCCCAAUUACACAGAAAUCCGACAGUACUGCAAUCACUGGAGAAAUUUUGGUGACAUUUUUGAUUCCUGGCAAAGUGUAAAGAGUAUCUUGGAAUGGACAUCUUCUAACCAGGAGAACAUUGUUGAUGUUGCUGGACCAGGGGGCUGGAAUGACCCAGAUAUGUUAGUGAUUGGCAACUUUGGCCUCAGCUGGGACCAGCAGGUAACUCAGAUGGCCCUCUGGGCUAUCAUGGCAGCUCCAUUACUCAUGUCGAAUGACCUCCGACACAUCAGCCCUCAAGCCAAAGCUCUUCUCCAAGAUAAGGAUGUAAUUGUAAUCAACCAGGACCCCUUGGGCAAGCAGGGGUAUCGGCUUAGAAAGGAAGACAACUUUGAGGUGUGGGAGAGACCUCUCUCAGGCUUAGCCUGGGCUGUGGCUAUGGUAAACCUACAGGAGAUUGGUGGACCUCGUUCUCACUCCAUCUCAAUUGCUUCCCUGGGUCGAGGAGUGGCCUGCAAUCCUGCCUGCCUAAUCACCCAGCUCCUCCCUGUAAAAAGAGAACUUGGGUUCUAUGACUGGACUUCAAUCUUAAAAACUCGAGUAAAUCCCACAGGCACUGUUUUAUUUCGACUAGAAGAAACAAGCCAGACUAUUUUCAAAAAACUUCCUCUGCAGGAUGCUGAUACAUUAUGACCUAGGAUACAAGGCAAGCAUGUGUAACUUUGCCCAGAAGCCCCGCCCCCCCCACCCCUUUAUCAUCAUGGAGUCCCAUAAGGCAGUGAUCUUCAAACUUGGGUGUGUGGGCAUGGCUAAUUUUAAGAGAAUUUGUUAAUUCCUUACUUUUCCUAAAACUGCCUGAGAACAAACUUAUACUCAAGGCUUCAAGCAUGUGCCAUCACCACUUCCCCUUUUAUAAUUACCCUUUUCCCCCACAAGCAAACACCUCACCCAUCCCGAAUAUACAAGUGUAAGAACCAACUAUGAAAAUACAAAGUACAAUUAUGUUUUCAAUAAAACUGGAGAAUUGUAUUAUCAGAAUAUCUGUACAAAAGGGUACAGAUAUUAGCCUAGAGAACUGGGCUAAAGUUUAUUAAAGAGAAUAUUUGAUUGACCUAGUAAGGAUAUGUGAGACAGAUUAUUUCACUUCUGUGCCUCACCUUACAUUCUCUACGGAUAUUAACUGUUAAUGAUCACCCUCUAUUAUCCUGAGUUUCAGGUCUUAUCUCCCAUGAUUCUCAAUAAUCACUUGUUUCAGCCAACUGGAACCCCAUAAAGCCCCAAAGGAUUAAUAAACACCAAAUUAGAUCAUCUUGCUAUUCGAUGUUAGCUGAACACCAAAUUCAAUCCAAAAUGGGUUGAGUACCAAGACCCAUCAAGCAUAAAUCUCCCUACAAAAGGGGCACCUAGUUUAUUUCCCUUCCAAAAGACCAACUGCAACCAAAUGAAGUGACCAUAACUUCAAGAUUUUAUUAUCAUAAUAAAACAAAAGACAAAGCUUAGAACUGGAUCACUUGGCCCUGUAAUAGAACAGAAAAAAAGGUCAGUUUUUUUUUUGCAAAGAACCUCUACCCCUCCAAAAACAAUGUCUUUUUCCAAAAGGGAUCACCACCCUUUAAUUAAGGGAAGUCUUCUCAUUCUUCCUUCCCUACUUAAGCCAAAGCUAGCACCAAGAUCCUUAUACUUCGGGUUUGGAUCUAUAGUUACUUUUAGAGCAGAAUGCCCCUGGAUCUCUAUGCCACAAUAAGAGAAAUGUUCACCUCUUCAAAUAUAUUAAAAGCUAUGU
Choloepus didactylus (southern two-toed sloth) is the source of this 2461-nucleotide messenger RNA. It is a transcript of the gene GLA, whose product is annotated as galactosidase alpha. NCBI's taxonomy places the organism in Eukaryota, Metazoa, Chordata, Mammalia, Pilosa, Megalonychidae. Gene Ontology annotation, biological process: glycoside catabolic process; glycosylceramide catabolic process; oligosaccharide metabolic process. The transcript has 7 exons. Gene Ontology annotation, molecular function: alpha-galactosidase activity. The record is from RefSeq and is a predicted model, not a curated record. The coding region runs from base 46 to 1371 and encodes 441 amino acids. Gene Ontology annotation, cellular component: cytoplasm.